Symbiodinium natans is the source of this 1095-nucleotide messenger RNA. Lineage: Eukaryota; Dinophyceae; Suessiales; Symbiodiniaceae. The record is from the annotation of a GenBank genome assembly.
AUGGUCAUGACGGCCUCGGGACUCGCCUUAGCGCGCGUCUCCCUGGUAGGUGGAGAUGAAGUCUUGUAUGACACGUACGUGCUGCCGGAUGAGCCCAUCACGGACUACGUUACUCAGUACAGUGGAAUCACCAAGGUGAAGCUCAGCGAUGUCCAGAAGCGGUUGCAGGAGCUGCUAAGUCGGCAGUCGAUCCUGGUCGGUCACUCCUUGGAGAGUGAUCUAAAGGCACUGCAGCUGGUUCACGAGCGUGUCAUCGACACUGUCCUUCUGUAUCCUCACCCUCGCGGCUGGCCAUGUCGACAAAGCUUAGCAGGACUGAGCAACGCCAUUCUCAAAAGAAAGAUGCGUCGAGAAGAUGGUCACGACUCAAUUGAUGAUGCCAAGGCCCGACCUGCUGGGGAUCCUGGUGUGCAGAGACAUGCUUUGUGCGCAGACGGCCAGGUUUCUUUGGAGCUGGCGCGGCUGAAGUUCGCUCGCGGGCCCAGCGGCAAAUAUGAAAAUCACGUGCCGCUCACGGAAAGGCGGCUGGAUAGCCUCUCGAGGCAGAAGCGUCAGCGUAAGAGCGUGUGCGUGCGCGUGCGUCGCUUGGGCCGCCGUUUCUCCUUGCAGCAAGCACAGCACGCAUCUAUCAACCACGAGUGGGGCAAGGCAUCAACGGUGCGGUAUGUGAGAGGCUCUCAUUCCAGCAGCUGGUAUGAGGACGGCUCCAAACGCGUGCCGCUGAGCGAGCUGGGUGGCUUCGCUGUACUUCAAAGGUCGUUUGAGCGGUUCUGUGAGACAGCCCAUGCGCUGUCAGGCGGCUCGCUGGAGGAUGGUCUUCCAGAUCGCCUGACUCAGAUAGACAGGCAAGCUGCGCAGGCUGCCGAGGGUCUGAGCGAGAACGACCUUCUCAUCGUGAUGAACGGCUGCAACGAACUCAGUCUUUCGGCGUUGCUUUCAGAUGUUUUCAUGUUUACUGCAGAGUCUGCAGAGCGACCUGAAGGUGGAAACUAUCAGUUGCUACACAAGCUCCUGGACGCCAAAGGUGAGUCAGCGGAGGAGAAGCGCAAAGUUGUGCCCCGGAGUCAAGCAAAUCACCAGCACUGGUACCAGUAG